AUGUACCAUCCACGAGAGUUGUACCCCUCCCUGGGUACAGGCUACCGUCUGGGACACCCCCAGCCUGGGGCCGACUCUACUUUCCCACCUGCCCUGGCAGAGGGCUACCGCUACCCUGAUUUGGAGACCUCUAAACUGGAUUGCUUCUUCUCUGGGCUUGAGGCAGCCCCCCACUCUCUGGCUGCGCCCCCUCCUCUGCCCCUUCUGCCGUCUGCUCUGGGCCCUGAGACAGCACAGCCACCUUCAGAGGCCCUUCACUCGCUUCCUGGGGUCAGCCUGAGCCUGGAGAACCAGGAACUGUGGAAAGAGUUCAGCGCUGUGGGGACAGAGAUGAUCAUCACCAAGGCUGGCAGGCGCAUGUUCCCUGCCUGCCGAGUGUCAGUCACUGGCCUGGACCCAGAGGCCCGCUACUUGUUUCUUCUGGAUGUGGUUCCAGUGGACGGAGCUCGGUACCGCUGGCAGGGCCAGCACUGGGAGCCUAGCGGCAAGGCCGAGCCCCGCCUGCCCGACCGCGUGUACAUCCACCCUGACUCCCCUGCCACAGGUGCCCACUGGAUGCGGCAACCCGUAUCCUUCCACCGCGUGAAGCUCACCAACAGCACGCUGGACCCCCACGGCCAUCUGAUCCUACACUCCAUGCACAAGUACCAGCCUCGCAUCCACCUGGUGAGGGCCGCCCAGCUUUGCAGCCAACACUGGGGGGGCGUGGCCUCCUUCCGAUUUCCCGAGACCACAUUCAUCUCUGUGACAGCCUACCAGAACCCUAGGAUCACACAGCUGAAGAUUGCAGCCAAUCCCUUUGCCAAAGGUUUCCGAGAAAAUGGCAGAAACUGUAAGAGGGAGCGAGAUGCACGUGUGAAGAGGAAACUUCGAGGCCCAGAGCCAGUGGCCACAGAGGCCUGUGGGAGUGGGGAUACACCAGGGGGUCCCUGUGACUCAACCCUGGGUGGGGACAUUCGGGACUCGGAUCCAGAGCAGGCCCCAGCUCCCCAGGAAGCUGCUUCUGCCUCAGUUCCUCCAUGUGGUGGCCCUAGUGCUGAGGCCUACCUCCUGCACCCUGCAGCUUUUCACGGGGCCCCGAGUCACCUGCCAGCCAGGAACCCCAGCUUCCCGGAGGCACCAGACCCUGGGCGCCCAGCCCCCUACUCAGCUGCAUUCCUGGAGCUACAGCCUGGACCAGGGGGCUCUGCUUAUCAGGCAGCUCCAUCUGUGCCAUCCUUUGCCCCACACUUCCUUCAAGGGGGUCCCUUCCCUCUAGCAUACCCAGGACCUGGAGGUUAUCUGGACAUGGGAUCCAAGCCAAUGUACUGAGCAUAGACGUAAG
Messenger RNA from Psammomys obesus (fat sand rat), 1324 nucleotides. RefSeq names its product T-box transcription factor 6 (gene Tbx6). Gene Ontology annotation, biological process: regulation of transcription by RNA polymerase II; cell fate specification; positive regulation of DNA-templated transcription. Gene Ontology annotation, molecular function: DNA-binding transcription factor activity, RNA polymerase II-specific; RNA polymerase II cis-regulatory region sequence-specific DNA binding. Gene Ontology annotation, cellular component: nucleus. The transcript is spliced from 8 exons. The record is from RefSeq and is a predicted model, not a curated record. Bases 1 to 1311 code for a protein of 436 amino acids. NCBI's taxonomy places the organism in Eukaryota, Metazoa, Chordata, Mammalia, Rodentia, Muridae.